AUGAAAGUGGCUACUGUUCUCCUGGUCGCUGUCAGCGUCCUUGCCCACAAUGUCAACGCGCUCACGAUUGAGAAGAGAGAUGGGUACGUCCCAUCCUUGAAGCUGACGGGCCCGAGAUCUGAGAUUGACCGCCGGUGCAGCUCAGAUGAGCUGACUCCCGUCCCGAUUGAGGAGAACAACGAAGGCAGCGUGACCUGCAACCAAUGUUCGAAAGAUGCCGGCAUCUGCUGCCCCGUCGAAUGUCCAACCGACGGCCAUUGCCCAAGCGAUGCGGUUGCCAAUGCUGGAUGGUGA
This is a messenger RNA of Cladophialophora yegresii CBS 114405, 294 nucleotides long. RefSeq lists its product as uncharacterized. The coding region runs from base 1 to 294 and encodes 97 amino acids. The record is from RefSeq and is a predicted model, not a curated record. NCBI's taxonomy places the organism in Eukaryota, Fungi, Ascomycota, Eurotiomycetes, Chaetothyriales, Herpotrichiellaceae. The transcript has a single exon.